CACAGCACAAGCAUAACUCUUUAAGUUUGGAAUGAACUGAAUUGAAGUAAUGAUAAGAAUAACAAUUCGAAUGGCGAUGACACUUGGAUCUGUAACAGGUUUAGAGGUGGAGGACGUGACAUUCCCUGCCGUGGUGAAGGCUCCCUCCUCCUCCGCCACCUUCUUCCUCGGCGGCGCCGGCAUCAGAGGCCUCCAAAGUGAAGGCAAUUUCAUAAAAUUCACUGUGAUCGGUUUUUACCUGCAAGACAAUGCAAUUCCCUUCCUCUCUCAUAAGUGGAAUGCUCUGUCUGCUUCUCAAUUAACACAAUCCCUCCAAUUCUUCCGGGAUAUUAUUGUUGGUCCAUUUGAGAAAUUUAUCAAGGUAACAGUGAUGAUACCGAUGACGGGGAAGCAAUACUCAGAAAAAGUGUCAGAGAAUUGCAUGGAGAUUUGGAAGUCUCUUGGGAUUUAUACGGAUGCUGAAGGCAGAGCAAUCGAAAAGUUUGUUUCUGUUUUCAAAGACCAAACAUUCCCUCCUGGCUCCUCUAUGCUUUUCACAUUCUCACACAAAGGAUCAUUAGCCAUAACUUUCUCUCAAGAUCAUUCCAUUCCACGAGUUGCUGCUAUUGUUAUUCAGAAUAAACAACUUUCAGAGGCUGUGCUUGAGACAGUGUUGGGUAAUGACAGCAUUUCACCUCAACUUAAGCAUAGUUUGGCCUCCAGAUUAUCCCACUUCUUCAAACAAAACUGAAUCAAGAUCACAAUCCUCUAUCACUCUGUUACUA
Molecule: messenger RNA, 764 nt
Organism: Cajanus cajan (pigeon pea)
Lineage: Eukaryota; Viridiplantae; Streptophyta; Magnoliopsida; Fabales; Fabaceae
Product: chalcone--flavanone isomerase 2
Biological process (GO): flavonoid biosynthetic process
Molecular function (GO): chalcone isomerase activity
Source: RefSeq, a predicted model, not a curated record